Molecule: messenger RNA, 3183 nt
Organism: Thlaspi arvense
Lineage: Eukaryota; Viridiplantae; Streptophyta; Magnoliopsida; Brassicales; Brassicaceae
Source: the annotation of a GenBank genome assembly
ACUCGACUCAAUUUUUCUUCUCCGGGUCCGACCAUCUCUGUAAACAUCGUACUUGGGGAGACAAUUCUGUCAGAGACCAUCUCCGUUGUCUUCCUCACUAAGAGAACUCUCUCUGUCUCUCUUGUUGUUGCAAGCUCUUCUCCGCAACAAUGGCAGUUCGUGUUCCUCUGCUUGCUCGUCUUGUUUCUAAUGGUGGACGCUCGUGUCAGACGGCUACUCAGCGACGACCAGAGCGAAUCCGCUCUGUUAACGGCGUUCAAGCAAGUCUCCGUAAAGUCGGAUCCUAACAACUUUCUGGGUAACUGGAAACACGGGUCGGGUCGUGACCCAUGUUCUUGGCGUGGCGUCUCCUGCUCUAACGAUGGUCGAGUCGUUGCUCUGGAUCUACGAAACGGUGGCCUUACCGGCACACUAAAUCUCAACAAUCUCACGGCGUUGUCGCAUCUCCGGAAUCUCUAUCUCCAAGGAAACUCCUUCUCGUCCGGUGACUCCUCUGGUUCUUCUUCCGGAUGUUCCCUUGAGGUUAUGGACUUAUCUUCAAACUUGAUAUCGGACUCUUCAAUGGUGGAUUACGUUUUCUCUAGCUGUUUGAAUCUGGUGUCUGUCAAUUUUUCGAGUAACAAGCUCGCCGGGAUAUUGAUUUCUGCUCCGUCGACGAGUAACAAGAGAAUCACCACCGUCGAUCUCUCGUUUAAUCUCUUUUCCGAGGAGAUUCCCGAGACUUUCGUCUCAGGUUUUCCGGCGUCUUUGAAACACCUCGAUCUAUCGCACAACAAUUUCUCCGGCGAGUUCUCCCGUCUCAGUUUCGGCCUAUGCGGUAACCUCACCGUAUUCAGUCUAUCGCAUAACAACAUCUCCGGCGAUAGAUUCCCAUAUAGUCUGUCAAACUGUAAGCUCCUCGAGACGCUAAACCUCUCUAGGAACAGUCUCGCCGGGAAAAUCCCCGGCGAAGGAUAUUGGGGAAAUUUCGAGAACCUGAAAGAGCUCUUCCUCGCACACAAUCUUUUCUCCGGAGAGAUUCCACCGGAGCUUUCUCUGCUCUGCCGAACACUAGAGGUCCUCGAUCUCUCCGGCAACAGUCUCACAGGUUCUGUCCCCGUUUCGCUCACCAACUGUACUAACCUGCGAGUUCUUGAUCUGAGCUCAAACGAGUUCACCGGGGAAGUACCAUCUGGCUUCUGCUCUCUUCAAAGCUCGCCGGUUCUGGAGAAGUUGCUUAUCGCCAACAACUACCUCUCAGGAACUGUUCCUAUGGAGCUUGGUAAAUGCAAGAGCUUGAAGUCUAUAGAUCUCAGCUUCAAUGCUCUCACCGGUACGAUUCCAAAUGAGGUAUGGAUGUUGCCGAAUCUCUCUGACUUGGUUAUGUGGGCGAACAAUCUCACCGGUGGAAUCCCUGACGGCAUUUGUGUGGACGGAGGAAACUUGGAAACUCUGAUCCUAAACAACAAUCUCUUAACCGGUUCUAUACCAGAAACAAUCUCCAAAUGCACCAACAUGCUCUGGAUCUCCCUUUCUAGCAACCUCCUUACCGGAAAAAUCCCGGUAGGUAUCGGAAACCUCGAGAAACUGGCGAUUCUACAGCUCGGAAACAAUUCUUUGACAGGGAAUGUCCCGCCUGAGCUCGGGAACUGCAAAAGCCUAAUCUGGCUUGACCUGAAUAGUAACAGCCUAACCGGGAAUCUCCCAGCUGAGCUUGCUAGCCAGACCGGGCUUGUAAUGCCUGGAAGCGUCUCUGGUAAACAGUUUGCGUUUGUGAGGAAUGAAGGUGGGACGGAUUGCAGAGGCGCAGGCGGUUUGGUUGAGUUUGAAGGCAUUCGUGCAGAGCGGUUGGAGCAUUUUCCGAGGUUUCAUUCUUGUCCCGCGACUCGGAUAUACUCUGGCAUGACGAUGUACACCUUCUCCGGGAACGGGAGCAUGAUCUACAUCGACGUCUCGUACAAUGCGGUUUCUGGUUCUAUUCCUCUGAGCUAUGGUGAUAUGGCGUACAUUCAGGUCUUGAACUUUGGACAUAACCUCUUAACUGGAGCCAUACCGGAUAGCUUCGGUGGAUUGAAAGCAAUCGGAGUUCUUGAUUUAUCUCACAACCAUCUCCAAGGAUUCUUACCCGGUUCACUUGGAGGCCUCUCCUUCCUCAGCGACUUAGACGUCUCUAACAACAAUCUAACCGGACCAAUACCAUCUGGAGGCCAACUUACGACGUUCCCAGUCAAAAGAUAUGCAAACAACUCAGGGCUUUGCGGUGUUCCUCUCCCUCCUUGCAGCUCUGGUUCUCGUUCCACAGGCUCCAGUGCUCACCCUAAGAAGCAGAGCAUUGCGACUGGGAUGAUCACUGGGAUUGUGUUUUCGUUCAUGUGUAUCUUGGUGCUUACUAUGGCGCUUUACCGAGUAAGGAAGGUUCAGAAGAAGGAGAGGCAGAGAGAGAAAUACAUUACGAGCCUUCCGACCUCUGGUAGCAGUAGCUGGAAGCUCUCUAGCGUUCAUGAACCGUUAAGCAUCAACGUUGCAACGUUCGAGAAGCCGCUGCGAAAACUCACUUUUGCACACCUUUUAGAAGCAACGAAUGGGAAGAAGAUUGCAACAGGUGCUGCCCGUGGGCUAGCUUUUCUGCACCAUAGCUGCAUUCCUCACAUUAUCCAUAGAGACAUGAAGUCAAGCAACGUUCUUCUAGACCAAGAUUUUACAGCCCGUGUCUCGGAUUUUGGUAUGGCAAGGCUGGUGAGCGCUCUGGACACGCACUUGAGCGUGAGCACGCUCGCGGGAACUCCUGGUUAUGUUCCACCAGAGUAUUACCAGAGUUUCCGGUGCACCACCAAAGGAGAUGUGUAUAGCUAUGGUGUUAUACUUCUCGAGCUUCUCUCAGGCAAGAAACCGAUUCAUCCAGAGGAGUUUGGUGAAGACAACAACCUCGUGGGGUGGGCUAAACAGCUUUACAGGGAGAAGAGAGGAGCUGAGAUUCUUGAUCUAGACCUGAUUACAGAGAAAUCUGGCGAUGUUGAGCUGUUUCAUUACUUGAAAAUCGCGUCUCAAUGUCUGGAUGAUCGACCGUUCAAAAGGCCAACAAUGAUUCAAGUAAUGGCUAUGUUCAAAGAGCUUGUUCAGGUCGAUACAGAGAAUGAUAGUCUCGAUGAAUUUUCUUUCAAGGAAACGCCAUUUGAUGAAGAAUCACGAGAUAAAGAGCCUUAA